This is a messenger RNA of Nicotiana tabacum (common tobacco), 1034 nucleotides long. Its product is annotated as cytokinin riboside 5'-monophosphate phosphoribohydrolase LOG1. Gene Ontology annotation, cellular component: cytosol; nucleus. The record is from RefSeq and is a predicted model, not a curated record. Gene Ontology annotation, biological process: cytokinin biosynthetic process. Lineage: Eukaryota; Viridiplantae; Streptophyta; Magnoliopsida; Solanales; Solanaceae. Gene Ontology annotation, molecular function: hydrolase activity, hydrolyzing N-glycosyl compounds.
AUUUUGUAUGACCGGAUCGAAUUGUAUAAAAAAUUCUUUUUAAUUGUUAUGUGUAUAUAAGUUAAAACUCUUACUAUAAAAGUCAGUGUAACUUGUUCCAUUAUUUAUACAAGCAAGCAAUAAAGAUACCCACACCCACAUAGGAAGAGAAAUUGGAGAUGGAGGAAGAUGGGGAUAAGAAAAUGAAGCAGUCGAAAUUCAAGAAGAUUUGUGUGUUCUGUGGGAGUAGCCCUGGAAAAAAGAAUAUCUAUAAGGAGGCUGCCAUAGAGCUUGGAAGAGAACUAGUAUCAAGAAAUAUAGACCUGGUUUAUGGAGGAGGCAGUAUUGGUUUGAUGGGUUUGGUUUCUCAAGCUGUUUACAACGGUGGUCGUCAUGUUCUUGGAGUGAUUCCCAAGACAUUAAUGCCGAGAGAGAUAACUGGUGAAACAGUAGGAGAGGUGAAGGCAGUUGCAGAUAUGCACCAGAGGAAAGCUGAAAUGGCCAAACAUUCUGAUGCCUUUAUUGCUUUACCUGGUGGCUAUGGAACGCUAGAAGAGCUGCUUGAAGUCAUUGCUUGGGCUUAUCUUGGAAUCCAUGAUAAACCGGUAGGAUUACUGAAUGUGGAUGGUUACUACGACUCCCUCUUGACAUUUAUUGACAAAGCAGUGGAGGAAGAAUUCAUUUGCCCCAACGCCCCUCAAAUUUUUGUAUCAGCUCCUAAUGCCACCGAACUUCUAAAUAAACUCGAGGGGUACUUUCCCAGCCAAGAAAUUGUUACCUCGAGACUUAAUUGGGAAAAUGAGGAGUUAGAUUGUUCCUCCAAAUCCCACAUAUCAUCAAGGUAGUUCUACUGAUUAUAUGCUCCUCCUAUAGAGGAAGCAAAUGGGUGAUGGCUCCCUGUCAUCUCAGAAGACUAGCUUUAGAAAAAUUAGGAAUUUAAGUUACUUGCAGUUGUAUUUUUCUUACAUUUUUUUUUAAAGACAUUCGAAUAUAAUAUUGGCUCGUCAGUAGAAGUUGAGUGUAGCUCAUCCUCUCUAGUGACUUUUUCUUGAUCA